GACAUUUGUUUAAGCCCUUUGAAAAAGAGAAAAAAUCAAAUAUAUACGAAGCUUUUUUGCUAUUCAAGUAAAAAGUUAGAAUUAUUUUUUUUACCUUGGUUACAAAUUUGCUAUACGAACUUGCGUAUUUUAUACGAGCGAUUCUAAAGUCUCAUCAAUUUGUCAGAAAAAAGUGUCAAAGAAAAGUUAUCAACGAUUAUCAAAACGAGAAACGCCUUUAAAAAAAUUUUCAAAAAAACACCAAUUUUUUAUUUUUUUACAAUUAUUAUUUUUUUCAUAAACGAACAUUUUUAUUUUUUAAAUUUUUAUAUUUUUAAAUAUUUUAUUUUUUACGUUAUAAAUUUUAAGAUUUUUUUUUAUUUUCUAAGAUUUUAUUAUAUUUUUAUUUUUCUUUUUUAUUUUUCUUCUUUUUAAAAAGAUAAAAAUAAUAAUUAUGAAGUUUAAUAAUCUAUUAUUAAUCAUAAACGUUUUGGUAACGUACUUGUUCGUUGCUAAUAAUAUUAUUAUUGAUGCUGUUCCACUAAUAUUAAGAGAUGCUUCCAAUGCUACUGAUGCUAAUGAUGGUAAAUGGGAAUUCGUUGGAAAAACCGGUGUAUCUGCUAUGCAUAUGACCCUUAUUCGACCAACAAAAGUUUUAAUUAUUGAUAAAGCCGGUAUAAACCCAGAAGCUUUAAUAGCAAAUGGAAAGUAUGCUUAUUCGACAUUAUACGAUUUGACCACAAAUACGUAUCGUAUAUUGAGUUUACACACAAAUACGUUUUGUUCGGCUGGUGCUUAUUUGGCCAAUGGAACAAUGGUGGAAACUGGUGGUGCUGAAGAUACUGCUGGUGAAAAAAAUGGUUUUCAAUCAGUUCGUUUGAUUGAUGGUUGUGAUGAUGGUAAUUGUGAUUGGUUGGAAUUUCCUUAUGAAUUGGAUUCUGCUAGAUGGUAUAAUACUAUGGCUUCUUUACCUGAUGGUCGUGUAUUUAAUAUUGGUGGUUCAAUAAAAGCUUGUGCUAUAAAUAGAAAAGAUAUUGAAAAUCCAACUUUUGAAUUUUUCCCAAAAGAACAUGAAAAAGGUCAAAAAAUUCAAUUUUUAGAGGAUUCUUUCCCAUUUAAUCUUUAUCCUACUGUUAUAGUUUUACCUGGUCCAAAAGGUCAAACUUGGUUAUUCUUAGCUGCUAAUAAGAAAGCUCAAAUUUGGGAUUAUACAUCAAAAGAAAUUGUUAAACAUUUACCUGAUAUACCAGGUGGUCCUCGUACUUAUCCUCUUACUGGUACAGGUGCUUUGAUUCCUUUAUCUUAUAGAAAUAAUUAUCAAGCUGAAAUUAUUGUUUGUGGUGGUGGUACUGAUAUGAAAGAUCGUAAUGCUCCUGCUGAAAAUACUUGUGAAAGAAUUAAUCUUGCUGAUAAAAAUCCUCAAUGGGAUGAAGAUGAAUUUGGACCUAAUAUGGAAACUGGUCGUUUAAUGCCUGAUGUUAUUCAUUUACCUGAUGGUAAAUUAUUAUAUGUUAAUGGUGCUGGAACUGGUAUGGCAGGAUGGGAUAAAAAAGCUACAAAUAAAACUCCAAGACUUCAUACUGCUGGUAAACCAACAAGGAAUCCUCUUUUAUAUAAUCCUCAUGUAAAGAAAGGUUCAAGAUGGAGUAAAUUCGCUGAAGAUCCAAUUGUAAGAGUUUAUCAUUCAUCUGCUACUUUAGUUCCUGAUGGUACAGUUUUCGUUGCUGGUAGUAAUCCAAAUAGAUAUUAUUGUGGUAUGGAUCAAUGUGAACAUCCAACUGAACAUAGAGCUGAAAAAUUCUAUCCACCAUACUUAUUAAAUGGAGUAUCUCGACCAACAAUUACAAAGGUUGCUGGACAUACCAAACUUAAUGAUGCUGAUGCAAUUCCUGUUAAAUAUGGACAAACAAUUUCUGUAGAAGUUGAAGUUGAUUCACCAACCCCUCAAUUUACUUCUUCAUUAUCACAUAUGGGUUUCGUAACACAUUCACAACAUAUGUCCGCUAGAGUUGUUGAAUUAAAGGUUGAUAAUGUAAAAAAAUCAGAUUCAGGUUAUACAAUGGACAUCACAUUACCACCACAUGCCAAUAUUUUCACACCAGGAAGACAUAAUUAUUUGUUCGUUCUAAACAAGGGUACCCCUGGUAAAACCGCCAUUGAAUUACAUUUAGAAACAGAAAAUUAAUUUUUCGGUUCAUGAGAAAUUAAUUAGAAAAAACAACAAAAACAUUUUUUUUCGAUUUAAUUUUUUUCUUGUUAAAUAAUUUGUUUUUAAUUGUAUUUUACAUUUUUUUGCAUACUUUUUGCAUUAACUUUCAUCUAGAGAAAACAUUUUUUUUUCAUUGGUUAAUUAUAAUAGUCAUGUAAUUUAAUUUCUGGGUGUUUUAUCGUGUAAAAAUUUUUUAACAUAGAAGCAUUUCUUUUUUAGAGCAUUAAUAAUUAAUAAUUUAGUUUUAUGAUCGAUGAUAUAUUAUUAUUUUUAAUAUUUUUUUUUUUCAAAUUUUUAUUUAUAUUUAGAAAAAAUCAUAAAAAAAAAAUUACACAUAAAACAUUCAAAUUUGCACUUUAUUUUUAGUUCACACUUUUUUUUUUCUUCAAAUGUAUUCGCAGCUGUGAAUUCAAUAAAUUAUUUCAAGAAAAAAAAUCAAUUGAUUU
Rhizophagus irregularis DAOM 181602=DAOM 197198 is the source of this 2634-nucleotide messenger RNA. RefSeq lists its product as uncharacterized. NCBI's taxonomy places the organism in Eukaryota, Fungi, Glomeromycota, Glomeromycetes, Glomerales, Glomeraceae. The record is from RefSeq and is a predicted model, not a curated record.